GACUACCCCAUUUACCGAGUGUGUGAGAGAGAGAGACGAUGCCGUCGGCGACUUUGUCUGGAGCCCUUAUAGGAUUUGGAGUAGAGAAGUAUAUCAACACAUUCCGCAAACCCCAAUCAGGUCCGGAAAGUUAUGCGGCGAUGAUGGUGAUCGGAGCGGUGACUGCGAAUUGUGUGGUGAAGUGGGACGGCAACGCCCAGAGGCGCAAAGAGAGAGAGAAAAUCCGUUUCCGUAGUCACUACUGCCCCUGGUGUAACGAGAUGUGUGCUGGGUGCCGGAGCGGUGGUCGUGUGGGACGAGGAAUUCCAACACUGCACAACCAACACAACGAAGUUGAAGAUCAGGGAAGCCCAACGGUGCACGACCAGCAUAACAAGAUUGAAGAUCAAGAAAGCCCGCCGGCGGUGCACGACAAAAUUGAAGAUGGUAGCCGGAGCAGUGGUUGUGAGGGACAAGCAGGAAGUCCGGCGGUGGACGACCAACACAACGAAUCUUGAACAAAUAUGAACAGAGAUGGAGCCGGGGAUGGCAGGCAGUGGCGGAGCCAGUAAUUUAUAUUAGAGGGACUGACCAGUUUUUUUUUUUUGGUAUUUCGUACAUUUUAGAUAUUUUUACUUAAAAAAUAACUA
Salvia miltiorrhiza (redroot sage) is the source of this 629-nucleotide messenger RNA. RefSeq lists its product as uncharacterized. The record is from RefSeq and is a predicted model, not a curated record. The coding region runs from base 39 to 497 and encodes 152 amino acids. NCBI's taxonomy places the organism in Eukaryota, Viridiplantae, Streptophyta, Magnoliopsida, Lamiales, Lamiaceae. The transcript has 3 exons.